CACCCGUCAGUCGUAAUCGCGCACGGCAUGGUCGCGGUCGUACGGUGUUUGUCCCGCGUCGUCGGUUCGCGCGACGUCUCGUCCGGUAGUUCCGCGGUCUCUCGUCGUUAUUUCACUAAUAUCGGUUACGCAUUUUAAUAUUAAUAAUUCGCGAUUGUUUUUUUCGAGCGUUAUCAUUCGGUAAUAUUAACGUGAUACACUGCCAAACGGCUAAUGAUAACGACUACAAUAUAAUAUAAUAUUGUUGUUAACUAUUUCGACGAGACUCGCGAGUGCGAUUUUCGUGUGACGAUGUUUCACAGCAGGUGGACAACGUCAAUGCUGCUGCUGGUGACGGCCGUUUUCCUGUCGUCUGACAGUCAAUUAUGGACUCCGGUUACUGGGUCCAACACGUUCAUAGACGAAAACACCAAUUUAGCCGAAGACUUUUUUCCGGACGAAGGAGAACCGGCACCGAACAUCGAAGAAUACAGUAGCAUUUCCAAUUACGACGACUAUGACACGGAGACGAAUUCGUCCACUGCUUACGAAACUGACAACACUGAUGUACUUUUACCGAAAGGGAACAAAUCGAGUGUCAUGCAUUUCGUUCGGCAAUUGAAUAACAUCACAAGAGACUCGGGCAAAUCGGUUAAGCUCAAUUGCGAAGUGACCGGUGAGCCACCCCCGCUGAGGAUCCAAUGGUACAUGAACGAGGUGCCGGUCGGUGGAUCAGACGGUGUUGGAGGUGGUGGUGGUGUUGACGGCGGAAAUGGUGAGAAAAAAUCCAAGCCCCGACUGACAGUCAAGCGGUUUCAGUCUAGGCACAAAAACGGACUCGGAUCUCGAUUACGGAUCAACAAACUGGAGGUGCAUGACAAAGGAUUUUUCACGUGCGAAGCCACAAACGGAAUUGAAAAAAUACAGUCUACCGCAAUACUCAUUGUCAACGUCAACCGUUUCAGCCACGAUGAAUCCAGUAUCGACAUACCUCAUUUCGGAUUUUCAAACCAGUAUCCGGUAGUAGAAGGGGAAACCAAAAUCAACUCCCAUAUUGGAAUUAAUGAACAACAAAGCCCACUUGAUACUAUUCCAGAGCUCAGUCAAGUUUUGAAUUACCCAAUAUGUCAAAUGUACCAAGGUUCACAUUGUUCAAAAUAUCUACAAGGUCAAAAUGUGUAUAUACCCGCCAAUUCUUCACAGGCUCUUAUUGAAGGAAACCUAAGUUCUGCUUUUAAAGUAAUUACAAGAUCUACUGAUAUGACACCUGGUUGUGCAAAAUAUGCUCUCCCUUCUAUUUGUCAUACUGCUUAUCCGUUAUGUAGAAAGGAUAGAACUAUACCUAAGCCGUUGCUUGUGUGUCAAGAGGACUGUGAACUAUUGGAAAAUGACAUUUGUAGUCAAGAGCAUGCAAUUGCCAAAAAACAUCAUUUACUUGGACGUUUUGUCAAUUUACCUAAUUGUUCUUCUUUACCAAAAACUGAUUGUUUUGAACUUGGUAUUGAGAAACCAGAAGUCAAUGAAGAUGAAAAGUGUUAUUGGGGAUUAGGAGUUUCAUAUCGGGGAACAACAUCAUCAAAUCAAAAUCUAUCAUGUGUACGUUGGAGUCAGCAAUUAAUUGUAAAAACGUCUGAUUAUAAGGAACUACAAGGAGGUCAUCGUUUCUGUCGCAAUCCAGGAUCUGAAGAAAAUGAACCUUGGUGUGUUGUUGAAAUGCCAGACACAGGGCAAAUGAAAAAAAUGAUUUGUGAUGUUCCACAUUGCAUGAGAACUCUACAAUUACCAAUUUUCAUUGUAAGCACAGUCAGUAUUUCUUUAUUUGUCGUAUUGGUAGUAAUGGUAAUUUGUUGUAUUCGAAGAAAAAGCAAGCGACAGAAUUCAGCAAUACGUCGUAGACUGCCGCCAUAUACUAAUCAAAAACAAGACAUUGUAAAAGGUAAAACUAAUGGCUUAGAAUUAUCAUCUUUAAUACCAGGCUCAAGUGCAUCAAGUCAAAAAUCAGAUAAAUACUGUAAAGUUAGACAAUAUGCAUUGGGUGAAAUAACAUUCUUACAAGAAAUUGGAGAAGGUGCUUUUGGCAAAGUUUUCAAAGGCCAAGUGCCUAAUGAUAUGGGUACCAUAAUUAUGGUGGCUAUCAAGACAUUGAAAGAAGGUGCAAGCGCUAAGACAGCUGCAGACUUUAAACGUGAAACUGAUUUAAUGGGAGAAUUAAGACAUCCAAAUGUGGUUUGCUUGGUAGGCAUGUGUGCACGUCCAGCAUGUUUAUUGUUCGAAUACAUGGUUGGUGGUGACUUACAUGAAUUCCUAAUGGCGCGCUCUCCACAUUCACCAAAUUCACCAAUAGCACCACCACUUAACCAAGCAGACUUUAUGUAUAUUGCUACCCAGAUAGCUUCAGGUAUGGAAUAUUUAUGCAGCCAUCAUUAUGUGCACAGAGAUUUAGCUGCUAGAAAUUGUUUAGUCGCUGAAAAUCUGACAGUAAAAAUAUCAGAUUUUGGACUUUCAAGAGAUAUAUACUCAUCUGAUUAUUACAGAGUACAAUCAAAAUCUUUAUUACCUGUGAGAUGGAUGCCACCUGAAUCUAUUCUGUAUGGUAAAUUUACAACCGAAUCUGAUGUUUGGAGUUUUGGUGUUGUAUUAUGGGAAGUUUACAGCUAUGGCUUACAACCAUAUUAUGGAUAUAGCAAUCAGGAAGUAAUUGAAAUGAUUCGCUCGCGUCAACUACUUCCGUGCCCUCAAGAAUGUCCAUCAAGAAUGUAUUCACUAAUGAUGGAGUGUUGGCACGAGGCACCUGUCCGGCGACCAAAUUUCACAGAAAUUCACUCUCGGCUCAGACAGUGGGCAGCCAUGUCUGUAUCGUCAGCACCCACCAUGACAUACUCUAUGGUGCGCCCUGGAAGUCAAUCUGAUCGCACAGGUUCGUCAAAUGUGUCAUCCAAUUGUAGGCCAGUCAACAUAUAAGUCACUAAAAUCUAUUUUCAUGUAUAGAAAUCCUUUUUUGUAAUCAUCAAAUGCUUAUAACUAGUUAACUAUCAUCUUAAGUGCAAUUCUCUCAUUAAUCACUUCAGCCAGUGGCGUGUAGAACUUUUUCUUCAUGUGGGGUAAAAUUAUUUUCCUACCCAUCCCGUCAUAAAGUAUACACUUUAUUAAGAUUUUAGGGACUUCAUUAAUACUAACCUAAUACUCAUAAAGUCAAUAACUCAUACAAUAUGAUAGACAUUCCCAUUAGUGACAUUCCUACAACGAUACAUUUUUUUUUAAUAAAAAUGUUAAUCAUGAAUUAGAAUGAUGUACAAGUGAAACUUUCAUAUAACGAACUUCCAUUUAACAAAAUUUUGUUUCACACUCAUCAGAUAAAAUAUUUUAUCUAAAGAUGGUAUAAAUUUGGCUUGUAUUAUAAUUUAUAAAUAAUAUUGUUUUCUUUUUUUCUUAUCAAAAUUUCACUUAAUUUAAAUGUGAUUGAUGUUAGAGAAUUGCGCUUUAUACAUUUGCUUUAUGAGUUGCACUUAACCAUUAACAUUUUUUGUAAAAAUUCAAUUUAUUUUUAAAAUUUAUAAGUUUAUAAAAAAUUAACUACUAUGCAUUUUAAAGAUUGUUAACAACAAUCAAACAUUAACAUCAUCAUUUAUCAUUCUAAGAGCACUAUUCAUAACACUGUUUGUGGAAAUGUAAACGACAAACGUACUUCAUCAAUAGCUCAAACUUCAAAUACCAAUGUAAUAAUGUGACAAAAUAUGAUUGCUUUAAACUACUUAUAAGACAUUGAAUUACAAAAUAUCGAAAGUCCACUGUAUUAACUAUGGCACUCGCUUACAUUACAGGUGUUGCUCGUGUUCAAUAUUAAAACAAUAUUAUUCGAUCAUAUUCUUCUGUCACACAUCACACAAGAAUUCAUAAUUAACCGUCUUCCACGUGCCAAGUUUUAUUCGUGCCAUACGUUUUACGUUUGUUCAAACUAAAUUUCAUUGUGCGUACUCCAUCUGUCGUGUUCAAAUCCAUACAUGUGUGGGAAUAACGUUAUGCUUUUAAGUCACGAGUGAGAACACCAGCGAAUGAAUUCUUUAAAAAAAUAAACCAUAAUACGGUCGUUUCGGUUGUGUUAAUUUUGUUAGAGUUGUGACGUCGUUCGAGACAGUAGUUUGUCUCGUACUUAUAAUUAACCUACUACUUUAAUUAUUAUUACUUGUCGGGUGUACAUAUUGAUGUGUUUUUUUUUUUUUUUUU
Molecule: messenger RNA, 4203 nt
Organism: Aphis gossypii (cotton aphid)
Lineage: Eukaryota; Metazoa; Arthropoda; Insecta; Hemiptera; Aphididae
Product: tyrosine-protein kinase transmembrane receptor Ror-like
Exons: 15
Coding region: 292-2940 (882 amino acids)
Biological process (GO): multicellular organism development; protein phosphorylation; positive regulation of kinase activity
Cellular component (GO): signaling receptor complex; membrane
Molecular function (GO): transmembrane receptor protein tyrosine kinase activity; ATP binding; protein binding
Source: RefSeq, a predicted model, not a curated record